Olea europaea var. sylvestris is the source of this 740-nucleotide messenger RNA. Its product is annotated as G-type lectin S-receptor-like serine/threonine-protein kinase At4g27290. The record is from RefSeq and is a predicted model, not a curated record. The transcript has a single exon. NCBI's taxonomy places the organism in Eukaryota, Viridiplantae, Streptophyta, Magnoliopsida, Lamiales, Oleaceae. Bases 126 to 740 code for a protein of 204 amino acids.
GCCAACAAUUUAGAAAUUCUCAAAUCUCAGUAUAACGAAGGGAUAGGAAUCUUGUUUCUUCCCAUUCGAAGCCUCUGUAAUUAAUGCUGAAGAUCCAAAGUUAAAGCAAAACACAGAGAUGAACCAUGGAGAAAUCGAUUAAAGAUAUAUCCUUUCUUUUUCUCCUAACAUCCAUACUGUCCAUCCUAAAGAUUUCGCCUGCAAUUGAUACCAUUAGCACAACUCAGAGCCUCAAAGAUGGAGAUACCCUGGUUUCAUCAGGAGGAACCUUCGAACUUGGAUUUUUCAGACCAGGUGACUCCAAGAAUCGGUACGUGGGAAUUUGGUAUAAGGAGGAGAUGCCUAGCAUAACAGCAGUUUGGGUCCUCAACAGAGAAAUUCCGCUAAAUAGUAGAUCAGGUAUACUAAAGUUCAAUGAGCUAGGCCACUUGGUUCUUGUGAAUGACACUAACAACCUCUUGUGGUCUUCAAAUACAUCAAGAAUUGCUCGAACUCCAAUUUUGCAAUUGCUGGACUCGGGAAAUCUUGUUCUUCGAGAAGCAAAUGAUGAUAAUCUGGAGAAUUUCCUUUGGCAGAGUUUUGAUUAUUUAAGUGACACUUACCUACCAGGCAUGAACUUCGGUUGGAAUGCUGCAAGAGGUGUACAGAACUAUUUGUCAUCAUGGACGAGCAAUGAGGAUCCGGCUCCAGGAGAUCUUACAUUUUACCUGGAUCCAACUGNCUUCUUCCGAGCGAGGUAA